GCUACGUUCUGUUUUUCUCUGACGAACCUCGUGAUCGCGUCAUCAUCGCCGUUCAAGGAAAACAACGUCAAAGAAAGCUUCCAGAAUCCAGACGAACUAAGUGACUCUGCCGAGCGGCGUUUUAGCGUCAUGAGCUAAAUGCCUAAAUGAGACAUCGGGUGACAUGGGGGCUCGGCAGCGGGUCAACGCCUUUUCGCUUCUCACAGUCGGUUUGUUAUUGUGGCUGCUGUGUGGAAGGAGCUCCAGCAAACCCGUGGGAAAAUGUGGCGGCAACAAGCCGUGCCAAUCCCCGGGACACCCAGUCGUCCUCGUUCCAGGGGACCUAGGAAACCAGCUGGAGGCAAAAUUGGACAAACCCAGCGUGGUUCAUUAUAUUUGUUACAAGAAGACGGACACCUUCUUCACUUUAUGGCUCAACUUGGAGCAGCUAGUACCUGUUGCCAUUGACUGCUGGAUGGACAACAUAAGGCUGAUCUACAACAGGACCACACACACUACCUCGUCGCCACCCGGCGUCAACAUCAGCGUGCCAGGAUUCGGAGACACAUACUCGGUGGAGUAUCUGGACCCUAGUAAACGCAGUGUUGGUAUGUAUUUCUUUAAUAUUGUACAGGCCAUGGUGGACUGGGGCUACACGCGGGGUGUUGACGUGAGAGGAGCCCCCUAUGAUUGGAGGAAAGCACCUAACGAAAAUAAGGAUUACUUCCUAGCGUUACAGAAAAUGAUCGAAGAGAUGGCAGAAAAUGCUGGCGGACCCGUAGUCAUAAUCGCCCACAGUAUGGGCAACAUGUAUACUUUGUACUUCCUCAACCAGCAGCCUCAAGCUUGGAAGGACAAAUAUAUCAAAGCCUUUGUCGCUCUUGGACCACCAUGGGCUGGCGUGGCCAAGACGCUUCGUGUCAUCACCUCAGGUGACAAUAACGGCAUUCCGGUAAUCAGACCACUAAAGAUCCGCUCUCAGCAACGGACGGCUGUGUCCACCUCUUGGCUGCUUCCCUAUGCCCACACCUGGCCUAAAGAUAAGGUUUUGAUCCAGACACCCACGACUAAUUACACCGUGAUGGACUACAAGAAACUCUACUUUGACCUCGGUUUUGAGGAUGGCUGGCUCAUGCGUCAGGACACGGAGUCUUUGCUCUACGACCUAACACCGCCCGGUGUGGCAGUCCACUGCUUGUACGGCACUGGCGUUCCCACAUCCGAAGCCUACCAGUACACCUCAAAGUUCCCCGAUGUGGACCCCACCGUAGUGAUGGGUGAUGGCGACGGCACGGUCAACCUGCUGAGCGCCACGCAAUGCAAGCGCUGGGCCGGGCAGCAAAAACAAGCGGUGACCUUGCAAGAGCUUCCUGAGAAUGAGCACGUCAACAUGCUGCUCAACGUCUCCACUGUGGCCUACAUUAAGAAGGUGCUUUUCAACACCUGAGUAGUCGGCGUCACACAGAACGCCUCUCUCGCUGUCAUUUGUGCUGUUCAAAUGGUUUUUUGUGCUGCUAUGGUUUUUACCCUCUAAAACUAUCGCAUGUAUGUGCCUCGCUAUGUGCGGAAAGACGCAGCAGCCAUUUUGACAUUAGCAAUUCCAUAAAGUCCGUAAGUAUUGCGAUCAAAUUGAUGUGUUCAAAUGGCUGCUGCUCUAGUGUUUUUGUGAUAAUUUUUUUUUCUUUUUCCAAGCCGUUUCCAAUGAAUUUUAUACAGUUGAUGUUUAGGGAUGAACUUGGAUUUUUAGCUAAAAAAGAACAGAGUAUGACGUAAAUGAAUAUAUAUUAUAUAUGUUAAUUAUUCAAUGUUAGCUUUUAAUUGAGUAAGCCCAUAUUUGGCUUUGUUACGUUUUGCUCAUUUUGUACAACUAAUUAAAUUCUGGCUAGAGGACACAGGCACAGUUUUGGAAAAAAAUGUAAUUAUGCUAGGGUUCUCAUUUGUUUAUUAUUCAUCCAAGAUGUACAAUUGGUUCAGCAACACAUACUCAAUAAUUCAGGGAUUAUUAAUAUCAAAAUCUUGUCAUUUUCAGAAGACAGUCCUAUCAUGUCAGUGCAUGUUUUCUGCUUUAGUUUUUGUGAUAUGUGCUCAAAACCCAAGUUUCUUGUCUCUGUUACAGCAAUGUUAAAAAGCAUUCAGCUCCUCUUUAGUGCCAAAAUGUAUUUACACAUAAUCUAUGAAAAGGUUUUAAAUUUUACUUGGUUUUUCAAAGCUAAAUAUUUGUUUGUGGUCGUUUUCUCUGUACAGUAGAAUAAUUGGUUUGAUAGAACACUGACGUGUCGAUCUGUUUUUUGUUUUUAAUUUAGCUUUUGCAUACCAUUUUAUUUUUAUUGCCGGGCUAAACGUCACUUCCCUAAAAUCUAUUUCUCUUGACAAUCAAGAAGUUGGUGGCUGUGAUUACCCAAAGUUUUUCUAAACGUGACCUUUUAUGUACUUGUGGAAAUGAAGUUGGUUUCGCUCUUAGACUGGAGUAAAUGUACUACCUGACCACAAUGAUGUACUGCUGUGAACUGUUAAAAAGUACGGACUUUA
Corythoichthys intestinalis (scribbled pipefish) is the source of this 2508-nucleotide messenger RNA. It is a transcript of the gene pla2g15, whose product is annotated as phospholipase A2, group XV. NCBI's taxonomy places the organism in Eukaryota, Metazoa, Chordata, Actinopteri, Syngnathiformes, Syngnathidae. The coding region runs from base 164 to 1426 and encodes 420 amino acids. Gene Ontology annotation, biological process: phosphatidylcholine metabolic process; ceramide metabolic process. The transcript has 7 exons. Gene Ontology annotation, cellular component: lysosome. The record is from RefSeq and is a predicted model, not a curated record.